AUGGCCGCCGCAGCGGCGGCGGCCGAUGCGGCUUGCGCCUCGCGACAGCUGCGGCUGCGGCGCCUGCUGCAAGUGGUGCCAGCAGAGCUGCCACGGGCGGUGCGACAGGCGCUGGAGGACCAACAGCUGGAAGGUUGGCGCAACUCUUUGUGGACGCCCUUGCUAGAAAAGUGCGGCAAGCAACGCGCCUGGCAGGAAGCUACAGAUCUUUUGAGCGUGGCACGAUGCCAUGGGGCCGCCCCCAGCAGCUACAUGCUGAAUCUGGCACUGCGCGCAGUGGUUUCGAGUGUUGCUUGGCAAGUUGCUUUGGGCCUUCUGUUCGAGGCAGAACACCAGAACUCCGUGUCCUUCAACACCACCGGAAUUGCAUUGGCGUCAGCGAAGCAAUGGGCACAGGGUCUGGCUUUGCUAGGUGCACAACGACAACUACAGAUUCCAUUGGACUUGAUCUCCUACAACACGCUACAGCACGGCCUUGCAGGCGGCAGCUGUUGGCGCUUGACGUUGCACUUGCUCGAGGCCAUGGGCAGCCCACUGCGGCCGCUGCGGCCCGACGACGCCACCUACAGUGCUGCCAUUGUCGCUUGCGGGCGUGCCCUGCAGCUUUCACAGGUGUUGCGAUUGGCGACGUGCGGUGGAGUGUCCAGUCGUAACGCGGCCAUUUCCAUCCGGACCCGCAGCCGCCAGCCGCGAGCCCAUCGAGUAGCCCUGCAGUUGGCAGACUCGCUGGGCGAUCGUCAAGAUGUGGUCACUUACACGAGCCUGGCUCACACCAUCCCAGCACAGGACCUGCUUGUCUCACUGCACCAAAAGCGCUUGGAACCCAACCAGCUGACGCUGCGCGCCCUACGCUCUGGUGCACGGCGGAGCAGCAUGCGUUCAAAUGGCACAGGUGAAGCGCCUGGAGCUUGGGCCCUUGCCCUCCAAGAGCUCCCCAGUGAUCAUGCUGAGCUUGGCGCACUGGCAUUGGGUUGUGCCCGGGCACACCAUUGGCGCGCAGCGCUGGGCUGUGCUGCGCCAAGGGCAUUGGGGGCACAGAUGGCGGCCAGCUACGCAUGUCAGGUGAUACAGGUUUUCAACCCCCACUUUGAAAAGGCCGCUGGUCGCUGGCGGCUCCUGGCCUCGGCGACCCACCGGGCCGUCGUGACCGCGGGGACCGUGGAGAAGAACGACGCUGAGAUGGCGUUCCUCGCGGAGGCUGAGGAGGAAUCCCGCAAUCUGGAGGCCCAACAAACUGGCUUUCACCAUCCGCUGCUAUCGUGGUAUCUCACCCGGGAAUCGAGAACGUCGUUGGCUAGGUUCCAAAAGCGUCAGCAUGCCAGGUGGGGUGUCCUGGAUCUCCUGCUGCCACCUGCGCUGAGUGGCACCCUGGGGCAAUUGCGAGUGGCCGAUCUCUGUGAGGACCGGCGGGGAUCUGUGGCAAUAACCAAAAUACCAGAGAUAGGGUUUAUUGGUGAUUUGAUCACCAGAAUGGGUUUGUGGAUUAUUAGCGAUUUGAUCACCAGAAUCUGGAUCUGUGGAUUAUUAGCGAUUUGA
Cladocopium goreaui is the source of this 1536-nucleotide messenger RNA. Lineage: Eukaryota; Dinophyceae; Suessiales; Symbiodiniaceae. The record is from the annotation of a GenBank genome assembly.